AUGGACUGCUCUCACUACAGCAUCGGCCAGCUCAAGGCCCUUCGGGGUUCCAACCUGGAGUCUUGUUUUGGGCAGAAAUUGAUUGAGGAAGCCAAAAGAAACCAGGUUCUCGCCCACAUCAUGGGACGAAGAGUCCAUCACAAGAGCGGAAUGCAUUCUCUCUCUAGAGCCAACGCCGAGGCCAGAAAGUCCUCCUCCGCUGAGUCUGAUAGCACCAGCUUCGCCAAGUCCCGGGCCCCUCAGCCUGUUGCUCCGCCCCAAGAGCACUUCAUUCGCCAGACCAUGGUCCCGAGCAUGGUAGAAGCCACGCAGCUCGAUGGACAAGCCGGUCGCCAGCUCGACGGACAGGAUGCUGAGCCUGAGGUUCAGGCUCCCGAGGUACACUCUCAGCGAACAGUUCUCCCUGACCAGAAGCGGAAGGGCUUCGAGCAAUUCUACGAGGCCGUACGAUCUCCUACACACGUCCGCGUCACCGCUGGAGGAAGAAUCGUGCCCAACACCCUCGAUCCUGCUCACUCGCCUACCGGAAAGGGCAGCAAAGACAGACUCAAUGCAGAGAGCCAGCCCCAGUUCGGCCAGCAACCUCCUCUCAACGGCUUGCCGUUCUUGCCUGGCCAUCCAAUGCUUCCCAUGCAUCCUGCCUUCCUCAUGGCCCAGCCAGGAAUGGCUCCAGCAAUGCCUGGAGCAGCUUUGCCUCCUUCGUUCGGCGGCCAGUGGUUCUUUCCUCCGCCUCCCAUGAUGCCAAUGCCGUUCCCUGGCAAUCCGAUGCUUGGUCCUCUCAUGUACCAACAAGCCCCUCCGACUCCGAUGUCCGCUGGUGUCAUUCCAGGCGUCAUGCCCGGCGCCCUCCCUGUUUCCGGCGCGUUCGGAGCGCCGCCUCCCCAGUCUGCCACCCCCUCAUACCUGUCGUCCAUCCGGCCCAGUAUCAUCACCAAGAACCAGCUUGCAGGCCUGCGUUCUAGCCUCAAGAAAGCAGAGGCCCAGUUGGCUUACAACCGCCACCAAAUCGACGAGAGACACAUGGAAGAAUACGCACGUCAGCUUCGUGCCGAUAUCCAGCAUUUCGAGGUCAAGCUCAAGGGUGAACUCGCUCUGGAAACCCCGAAUGAACACUCAACGGAGGGCAAGAGCGACUCUUCCAACAACGGCAAAAGCGGUCCUAUCGACGACGUCAAGAGUGAGCCCGUCCUGUUCCAGGGCAAGGCCGAGCUCGCCCAGCCAGCCCAGACGAUUGGCAAGGAACACUCCAAGAGCAGCGAGAAGAAGAUUCGCAAGAAGGAUAGAGUUAGGCUCACCGUGGACACCUCCAUGCCUUUCAAGCCAUCGAUUUUGGCUUCUGCGGCCUUGGCUCCGGUCUUCCAGCCACGGGCCGAAGCAGAGAACCCUGCCCAGGCAAAGACUCAGCGGACAGCUUCAAUGCUGGGAGACAACAAGAAGGACACCUUCGGCGGCAGAUUCCAUGGACCAAUCCCGGUAAACUUUGAGGAAUCCAGUCGUUACCUGUCCAACGCGCCGCCCACGCCCGCUGAUGACAUCGAGACGUUUUCCAACUUCGCCCGCGAUAAUGCUGGGCUCGGCCUGCCCUACCUCAUUGGCGAAGUCCCCUUCGGAAUGGACCCCGGUCCCGACAUCCGUGACUACAUCUACCACCGUGCCCUCACCCAGGACGAAGAGAUGGCCAAGCAUCUUUUCUGGACCUCCGCCCCUGACCACCUGCGUGGAAAGUUUCCCAAGUUCGACGGCAAGGACUUCUACCCAAUCUCCCCGGAGAAACAACCUCGCCCCUCCAAGAACAGGGUCAGCAGAGUGCCCACGGGCAGACCCGCAGAGGAUUAUGGCUUCUCGAUGCCCACCGCAGACCUGGACCCUUUCGCCCCUCUGGAGCCCUACCGAGGUGACGUCUUCAGGACCGCAUCGGUCGGCCGGGAGCGCGACCUCAAGCGAGCCACCAAGUCCGACAAUGUGACUUCGCCCAUGAAGCACCGCAGCGGCAGCAAGCUUCGUCCCGUUGCCUACUUCAACAGCCAAGGUCUCGACGAGUCGAAGGAUAGCUCGGGCUCGUCCGAGAAUGUCGGAGAAACGGACUCGGAGCGAGCGUACUUCAACUCUUGCGUUCGUGCCUGGUCAGAGAGAGUUACGGCGACCGCAACCGCUCUUCCGGGGGCUGUCCACACGGAACACAUUGCCGGCUUCCUUCCUCGCAUCAGCAAUGGUGGUGCUACACUGUCCCCCGCCAUCGUCAAGGCCGCAGCACAAGCUUCCCGUCCCUCCCCCGCUAAGGCGACCGACGGCAGUAGCAUCAACUCGGCGUUCGAGCGGCUGGCCAUCUCAGCUGAUGGCCGAGCCGAAAACCAACCUCCCAACAGAUCCAUUUUGACCCCGACAGAUUGGAACACGACAAGCACCAUGUCGACUCCAACUCUUGCCGAGAAGCUGGACAAGAUCCGGUCACCCGGUCUUCAAAGCCAGAAGAGGACAGCGGUAGUCCUCGAGGCGGUCGACACGACGUUGAAGGAGCAGAACACCGAACCUACACCUACCGGUUACUUUGCCGCCCUUCUGGCACUCCUCACACAAGCAGUCGAGAGCGGUAACAUCUCAUCCGAAACGACCACCUCCGUUGUCUACCUUCUCGAUACCAUCACACCGUUUGCGCCUCAACCGCUUCUCCGCGCCAAGUUCACUCAGAUCCUCACCUCUCUCGCCCCCGUCCUCCUCCAACAAGAUGCCGAAGCCCUUCUUCUCAGAUCCUCCAUCGGCUGUCUGGAGUCGCUGCUUCUCGCGCAGGACUCCCACGCCUGGGAGCUCGGCGUGACCCAGAUCGGCCCCCGAAGAGCCGUCGCUGGCCUGCUCAACAUUUCCCUCGACCACCGUCCGAAGAUCCGCAAGAGGGCGCAAGAAGCCCUGCGCAAGGUUCUCACCAACCCGCCCCCGAGUCCUUCGCUCGACCACCCGGCCGCCGACAUGUGCGCGCACACCGCCCUGGCGAAUCUCGAGGACCUGGCCACCAAGGCCGCGCAGGCAAGGAAGCAGAAGAGCGGAGCCGAGUCGGCGCACGAUCCUGCCCUGAUCCACGCCCUUCAGCUCAUCAAGACCGUUGCGUCUUCCAGCGGAGGCUGGCCCAGCAAGAAGAUCGAGUCUCUGUGCGAGCUGCUCCUCGGAAUCUCCAGGUCAGGCAACGAGUACAUGACCAUGGCUUCUUUUGAAAUCUUUGAGAUGAUCUUCGAGGGCAUGGCUGGCGAGGUUGCCUCCGCCAAACUUCCGCGACUCAUGGAGAUUAUCUCGGAGCUGCGACCCGCCGCGAACGACACACAGCUUAUUCCGCCAUGGCUGGCCAUUCUCUCCAGAGGAUACGACGUUUCCGCCCAGCUCGAGCCCGAAGACGUCUUCCAAAACUUGCCCGAAAUCUUCUCAAUGGUCGCGCAAUUCCUGGAGUCUCCCGCCCACAACAUCCGCGUUUCCGCUUCCGAAUGCUUGGUUUCGUUCCUUGCGAACUGCAUCCCCAAGCAGGUUAUCCUCGAGCCGUCCAUCUACGACGAGAAGACAUUGGACAAGAUCGCCAAGAUUGCCGAGUCUCUCCUGAGCGUCAAGUACCAGCAAGCCUGGAUGGAGAGCUUCAACGUUUUUGGAGCCAUGUUCGACUCCCUUAGAUGGCGCGCCCACCCUAUGAUGCUUAACAUCACCAAGGCCGUCGGAGACCUUCGCGGCAGCGACUCUUUCCAGGGCAAGAAGGAAGCCGACGAGGUUAUUGGCAAGGCCGUUCGCGCCAUGGGCCCUGAGGCGGUCCUGUCGAUUCUUCCCCUGAACCUGGCCAAGCCCGUCAAGGGCCAGCAGGGCCGCGCGUGGAUGUUCCCUAUCCUUCGUGACUACGUUAGCAACACCGAACUCGCCCACUUCCGUCGUGAAAUGGUUCCUCUCAGUGAGCUCAUGUUCCAACGGGUCCUGGACCACGGCAAGGCAGAGAAGACCAUGGAGGUCAAGAUUUUCGAGACCCUCGUGCAGCAGAUCUGGGCCACCCUGCCCGGCUACUGCGACCUGCCUCUCGAUCUGACAGAGUCUUUCGACCAGGGCUUUGCUGAGCUCCUGGCCAACAUUCUGUACAAGCAGGUUGAGCUGCGACUGGAGGUCUGCCGCGCGCUCAAGAUUCUCGUCGAGUCCAACCAGGCGAUCGCUGCCAUCGAGGACGCGGAAGAGGACCUUGUCCUCCAGAGCCGUGUGUCGAAGGCGACGGCGAAGAAGAACCUCGAGCAUUUGGGCAGCUUCGCUGGCAACAUGCUGGCUGUUCUCUUCAACGUCUACACCCAGACCCUGCCCCAAUCAAGAGGCCCCAUUCUACUCACAAUCAACGCCUUCCUUAGCGUCACCCCCGAAAAGGAGCUCAUCGAGACCUUCGAUCGUGUCAGCAAGAUGCUCGCAGCGGAACUGCAGCAGACUGCGGAACAGGAGAAGCCCAAGCAGCAGCAAAAGUCCCAGGACCAAAUGCCUUCGACGAGCAACACGCUGAUGGACCUGAUCAUCACCAUUUCUGUUUACCUGCCUCGCGAGAGCUUCUCGGCACUGUUCGAGAUCGCUUCCGUCAUCAUCUUCAAGGAGAACGAGCCGCAGCUGCAAAAGAAGGCCUACAAGCUCGUGCCCCGUCUGGCCGAGUCAGAACGCGGCAGAUUGGCACUGCAGGAGCGUAGCGAAGAGUUGCAGCAGAUGUUCCUCAACAGCGCGGAGAAGGUCUCCGCCCCUGCCCGCAGAGAACGUCUGGGCGCCCUUUCAUCUCUCCUUUCCUUCAUCCCCGACACCUCCCUCCAUUUCAUUCCCUCCGUCCUCAGCGAGGUCGUCAUCUGCUGCAAGGAGAACAACGAGCGCGCCAGAGAAGCCGCCUACGAUCUCCUCGUCCUGAUGGGUCAGCGCAUGGAGGCGGCGAACAACGCACCCAUUGACAACAGCAAGGUUCCCCAUAUGCCCGACGACGCACCUGCAGGCAAGGCCAACAUCGAGGAGUUCCUCACCAUGGUCAUCGCCGGUCUCGCCGGCAGCACCGCUCACAUGAUCUCUGCAUCCAUCACCGCCGUCAGCCGUGUACUAUACGAGUUCAGACGCUCCUUCACCAACGCGACUCUCAUCGAACUCGUCGGAACCAUGGACCUCUUCCUGACCUCCAACAACCGCGAGAUCGUCAAGAGCGUCCUGGGCUUCGUCAAGAUCUGCGUCGUCAGCCUCCCCUCCGAGCUCCUCAUCCCUCGCCUUUCGACCCUCGUUCCCAACCUCAUCAAGUGGGGCCACGAGCACAAGGGCCACUUCAAGAGCAAAGUAAGGCACAUCCUCGAGAGGAUGGUCCGCAAGUUCGGCUACGAGCUCGUCAACCAGAACUGCCCCGAGGACGACCGCAAGCUCAUCAACAACAUCCGCAAGACCAAGGAGCGCAGCAAGAGGAAGAAGGACGCCGCCAGGCAGGCCGGCGAGGAGAGCGAGGACGAGGACGGCCACCAGGGCCGCAAGUUCGACAACGAGCUCGACCAGGCCCUCUACAGCAGCGACUCGGACGGCUCCGACGACGACGACGAGGACGACGAGGAGGCCGGCGCCGGCGCCAGGGGAGGCAAGCGCGGCAACCGCAAGGGCGGCAACGCCUACAUCGUCGAGGACGAGGACGAGCCGCUCGACCUCCUCGACCGCAACGCCCUCGCCAACAUCUCCUCCACCAAGCCCGUCAAGAUGCGCAAGCCCACAAAGUCCAGGGCCAAGACGGACCUCGACGGCAAGCUCAUCCUCGGCAAGGACAGCGACGACGAGAUGGAGAUCGACGGCGCGGCCGAGGGCUCCGGCGUCAACGCCUACGUCGCCGCCCUCAAGGGCAAGGACGUCGCCCGCAAGGGCCGCGGCGGCAAGCUCAAGUUCAGCAACAAGCGCGGCCAGGACGACGAGGACAUGGAGGACAUGGACGAGGCCGACGCCCACGCCGUUAAGGCGCAGGUCGACAGGAGCAGGGGCAACGGCGACCGCGGCAGGGGACCCUUCCGCGGCGGUCGCGGCGGUCCCCCGCGCGGCGGAGGACGUGGCGGAAGGGGCGGCAUCGCCGCCGGGCGCAAGGGCCUCGGCGAGGAGAGGAGACGUAGCGGUCCCAUGUCCGGCGGAGGCGUGGGCAAGGGCCGUGGAGGCGGCGGUGGUGGUUUCGGAGGUCGCAGGGGCGGUGGUGGCGGCGGCGGCGGUCGUGGAGGACGCAGGUAG
Colletotrichum karsti is the source of this 6219-nucleotide messenger RNA. RefSeq lists its product as uncharacterized. Bases 1 to 6219 code for a protein of 2072 amino acids. The record is from RefSeq and is a predicted model, not a curated record. The transcript is spliced from 5 exons. Lineage: Eukaryota; Fungi; Ascomycota; Sordariomycetes; Glomerellales; Glomerellaceae.